This is a messenger RNA of Nasonia vitripennis (jewel wasp), 3671 nucleotides long. It is a transcript of the gene Rrp45, whose product is annotated as exosome complex component RRP45. The record is from RefSeq and is a predicted model, not a curated record. The coding region runs from base 2289 to 3527 and encodes 412 amino acids. NCBI's taxonomy places the organism in Eukaryota, Metazoa, Arthropoda, Insecta, Hymenoptera, Pteromalidae. Gene Ontology annotation, biological process: nuclear polyadenylation-dependent rRNA catabolic process; U4 snRNA 3'-end processing; nuclear mRNA surveillance. The transcript has 10 exons. Gene Ontology annotation, cellular component: cytoplasmic exosome (RNase complex); nuclear exosome (RNase complex).
GUUUUUCCAAGAUUUUACAGAAAAUCUCAUAUUUAUUAUGCACUUUAUAUUAUCGUUGUAUCAUGAUUUAUAUACAGUUUUGACGAUGACCUUUUCAAGGUAGCGUACCUACAUAGGCGAAAAGAGAAAACCAAGUUAUUUCAAGUUAGUAUAUCAAAAAUCAGUCUCUCGUGUGUACAUAUAUACAACCAUACAUAGUUAAAGAACGUCUGACACAGAGAACGAUGACAAUAAACAAAAAGUAUGGAGCAAACAUUAUAAUAUGGUAUAACGUAAUAGAGUAUAACGAUAACAAACCGACUCCGUAACAGUCUGUAAAACAGUCUUCUCCAGAGUCUCCCUUUCUCUUCACGUUGAUCAACAAGCGUCUUCAUCACACUGUAAACAAUGCAAAACUAAAACAAAAGAGAAAAAAAAACCAUUAACAACAAAAUCCACUUGAUUGAUCAGUCCGCGAUAUCGUCGAGAUUUGAAAGGAAAAAAAUUGAGUCUUCGAAAUCGGAGCAUCCGCCGACUUGCAGGAAGGCAGCAGAAAAAUAGAAUCCGCAGCAGCAGAGCAGCAGUACAGCAGCACAAAAUAUGCAUCAGCCAAGCGCGGUUCAACAAUUUUCGGCGGCGUCGGCACGGUAAAAAUAGUCACCGCCGCGCGCGUCGAGCAAAAUGUUAUUAUGAUAAAAAGCGAGGGCUCCGCGCGAGUCACUGUACGCGCCUGAGAACGGUGCCGACGAAGCCGCCAAGAGGCGCGCGCAUUCGACUCGACGGAAUACCGAAGCGCUUCCCCGCGCUCGACAUCUUCCCGCUCCCAACAGCUGUUCCGCGCGCCGAGCGAACUCCCCGCUCGCCUUAUCUGGGUCACGGGAACUGCGCAAAAGCGCGACCUCGCCGCGGCCCGCGCCUAACCCGGAUCUCGACGACGCCCUCCAGGGCCGCCGCUCGCGGUACCCAUCUUCAACGGCGCGACGAGGCGCUGCUGGUCGACGACGCCGGAGCCAAGGACGUGGACGUCGGCCGCACGACUUUCGACUUUCCGGGCUGAUGUAAGGACGGAGACGUCUACGCGGCACGAAACGACCAAGUGGCGACGCGACGAGAGAGGAGCUGCAGCGCUCGGUGCGCAGCCCAUCUGUCGAGGAGCGCGACUGGCCGGGCCGCGAGAGAGCUCGGCGCUGAUUGGCGCGCGAGCGCGAGCGACACCCACCGGACUGGCCGAGCUCGAGCCAAGCCCGACAACAACGGACAAGGACGCACUUAUGGCUGCCGCCGCUCUGCCGAUGGCUGAUUCUUAUAUAGAACUACUGCCUUCCCUCGGGCACGACACAGCUGCUGCCUGGGCACGGAGGACGGCGACUCUGCUGCUCCAGGGGACGAGCUGGCUGGUGGGCGACUCUCCUCUUGGCUUGGCACUGGCCGCGAGACACGCCCGAGACUCGGCUAGUCGGCUGAGCUGCGCGGCGAUUCUAUACGCGCGCGAGAGGGAGCGAGUCGAAAGUCUCGUCGGUUCUCGUUCUCGGUGUAAGGCGAGUCCAGACGCGUUCGAUGCCGAUUAUGAGUCUGUACUCCGUCGCGGCCGGAGCGGGCGCGCUGUUGCCGCUCCGCGGGUGCAGUAUGGGGAGACGAGAUGUAGUAUGUAGGCACUGGAGAGCGCAAUUCGGAGCAGACUGCGGCGUUGCCAGACCGGACCUCCUCGUCCGCAGUCACGCUGGCGGCUGGACUACCUAUAGCCUAUAUAGCCGCUACUUCGUGCUUCUCCGUCCUUCUCGCGCUGCUUGUUGCGGAGAGAGUGCGAUUGCGUUGUCCUUUUUCUUCAGCAUUCGCAGGCCGUCCCGUCACGUAGGUGAAAUUCGACGGAUCGUUGCUAUUGUCAAUUUGCUUUUCCUUUCGAACGGCAGACAAGCUUUGCGUUGAUGGAUUCGGUGAAAGGGCUGCCCGGAAGCUUCGGAGCCCAAGUUCGACGCAGAGGAAGGACUCGGGUUAUUCGAGUCGCAGGUGGAUCACGAAAGUGGAAUGGAAAAAUAAAAGAGCGCUUUCGAGGAUUUGCACAUGCCGACGAAUGAGUCAAAACAAAUAAUGAUAAUGUUUAAUACGAGUGAAAAUUCGUGGAGCAGGUUUUAUUGUUCGCUAUUCUGUGAUGGAGCCACACGAUUUGACAUUUUUCGCGACUUCCUACUAGAUUCGUUCGCGCGCACAUGUGUAUGAUGCAAACUAACCUCAUUUCGUAAAAUGCCGCUUUAUUUCCAACAUUUAAAAAAUUAAUAAAAAAUAUACGUUUAACUGAACGUCAAAACAAAAUGAAGGAGACUUUUAUUUCUAUCUGUGAAAAAAAUUUCGUCAACAAAGCGAUACAGACCGAUACGCGAAUAGAUGGAAGAACUCUAUUGGAACCACGUCCACUGAAAAUUAACUUUGGUACCAAUUGGGGAUGUUGCGUAGUUUCCUUAGGACAGACUAGAGCUGCUGCUCAAGUAUCAUGUGAUAUUCAACAACCAAAAGCUUCUCGCCCAAAUGAGGGGAUGCUACAUGUUAAUGUUGAAUUAAACCCAUUAGCUGCUCAGCAUUUUGAAAGUGGGAGGCAAUCUGAAGCUGCAGCCUUGAUUAAUAGGCAGCUGGAGAAAAGUUUAAAAGAAUCAAGAUGUGUUGACUUGGAAUCUUUAUGUAUAGUUGCUGACAAAAAGGUUUGGAAUAUUAGAGUGGAUGUGAGCAUCAUAAACCAUGAUGGCAAUUUGAUAGAUUGUGCAUCUAUAGCUGCUCUUGCAGCCCUCAUGCACUUUCACAGACCAGAUGUCACAUCAACUGGUGAAGAAGUUAUAAUCCAUCCUUUCACAGAAAAAGAUCCUCUUCCUCUUACACUAUAUCAUCAUCCAGUUUGCAUAUCAUUUAUCACUUUUGAAAAUGGAAAGACAGUGGUUGAUCCUUCGUAUCUCGAGGAAAGAGUUGGUGCCGCAAUACUCACAUUAGGUAUUAAUGCCUACAGAGAAGUGUGCAGUUUAUAUUUUGACUACAUAGAGUACACUUCCUUGGUGGCUGAUGUUAUUCCAUCUGUAUCUAAUUUUGCUGCAAACUAUGCAUAUGAAUUGAUAAGGGAAAUCAAGGAGUUGGUGAAACAAGAUGUAGAAGCCAAAUAUAACAAAGAAGUUCCUAAACUCAACAGUUUCUCUCACUGCAUUGCAACAGACAAGAUAACGUCAAUGAUGAGUGAAAGAAUAAAUAUAAAGUUAACUACUUGGAGUAAUUGUCAUAAAAUAGAGGAUAUGGAAAAUCAAAUCAUGGAUGAUGAUCAAGAUGCUGAUGUUGAGAUAAGUAAUGUUGGAGACGGGACUGCAGAAUUAAUAAUGAAAAAUGCUGAUGUUGGAACUGGUGGUAAAAAUACGUGGAACUCAUCAGAUUCAUCUGAUAAUGAAUUUGAACAUCACAACGAUGUGGAGUUUGUUGAAGAAAAACCAACGAAAAAAGUUCUCGAUAAUAUAGAACUGAGCGGCGACAGUGAAGAAGAGAGUACAACAGUUUUAUCAAAGCAAGACCUGUUAUAAAUAAUCGUUAUUAGAAAUAAAUGUAAAUAUUUAGACAAUCGGCACUUUUCGUAAAAUUUGAAUAUUAAACCAAAUUUUUCUUUUAAUGUAUUGUCACUUGACGCAGUUGAACAAUAUUAAAAGUUUGAGUGACUUUCAAGUAUA